Molecule: messenger RNA, 586 nt
Organism: Rana temporaria (common frog)
Lineage: Eukaryota; Metazoa; Chordata; Amphibia; Anura; Ranidae
Product: asialoglycoprotein receptor 1-like
Biological process (GO): biological process involved in interspecies interaction between organisms
Cellular component (GO): external side of plasma membrane
Molecular function (GO): D-mannose binding; fucose binding
Source: RefSeq, a predicted model, not a curated record
CUCUUCGCAGGCGAUGACUACAGACUACCAAGAUUUGACCUACCUCCAUAAGGCUUCCGAAGAAAAAGAAUAUACCAAGAUGAACCUCUGGCUCCCCCAGCCCUCCCCCCGUCUCCUGUGUGCUCUGUGCUCCAUCUGUGCCAUUCUGCUUUCCAUCAUCGUCAUCCUCAUCAUCGCCUUCAGAUGCCCGGGUGAUAAACCUCCUGACCGCACCCUUGAGAAUCAGAUCGGGAACCUCAGCGACGGAAUGAACUCCAGAGUGGCUCAGCUGGUCCAGGAUGGGAGCAAGACGAUGGAGAAAUUACAGCAGCUGCACGACAAUGUGAAAGCCAUCCAGGCAGACAAUUCUAUAAGCACCCUGCAGAGUACUGUGAAUAGGGCCCUCAACACCCUCCGGAGACUCUCAGAUCAGAUGAAGAAGAUGCAGGUGAAUGGGUCCGUUGACUUCACCUGUCCAUCGGGGUGGAGCACCUUCCAGUCCAGCUGUUACUUCUUCCCUUUAGUUGGGAAGCCUUGGAGCGAAUCAAAGAAGUUCUGUGAGGACAAAGAUUCCCAUCUGGUGGUCAUCAACGCGGAGGAGGAGCAG